CUAAAAGGGUCCAGAUUUAAUUCUGCCUCUAAUCUCUGCAACAGCCGCGCUGCUGCCCAGAGCAGCUCAAGGCUGGGCUCAGCCUGGCCAAGGGGCUUGGGUUUCUUUCAAUCAUUGUUACUAUUAUUUCAUAUCUAUCCAUCUCUAUUGCAACAGCCCUGGCCAAAAACCAUGUCCCCGGCUCCUUCGCAAUGGAAACCCUAGAGAGGAAGAAAAGUGGCAUCAGAAGAAGGAGGCUGGCGGUGUGAGCCAGGAAAGGUGCCCGAAAAUGAAGACUCUGGUGCGACAUGGGCUGGCAGUGUCUUUUGCGCUCACCACCAUGUGCACUAGCUUGUUGCUCUUGUACAGCAGCAUCGGAGGAGGAGGAAGAGCAGAAGGGGAAGGAGAAGGAGGAGGCCAGAAAGAGCAAAGCCAGCAGCAACAGCAGCAGGUGGCAGUGACAGCCAGCCAGAAGCCUGCAAGCCAGCCGCAGCUGAGCAGCCGCAGCCAGCAAGGUCUACCUGGGCUCUCUGACCGGCCCUUGGAAGGAUACAUCAGUGUCCUGGACCACAAGCCUUUGAAAAUGCAUUGUGCACGUUGUGCCCUAGUAACAAGCUCUGGACACCUUUUGCGAAGCCAACAAGGCAAUAAAAUCGACCAGACAGAGUGCGUAAUUCGAAUGAAUGAUGCACCCACACGAGGUUUUGGAAAAGAUGUUGGAAACAAGACAAGUCUGCGAGUCAUAGCUCACUCCAGUAUCCAGAGAAUUUUGAGAAAUCGCAAUGAACUUUUAAAUAUGAGCCAAGGGACUGUAUUUAUAUUCUGGGGUCCCAGCAUCUACAUGCGAAGAGAUGGCAAAGGAUUAAUUUAUAAUAAUUUGCAACUGAUGAACCAGAUACUACCUCAGUUGAAAGUGUACUUGAUAUCACGGCACAAGAUGCUUCAGUUUGAUGAUCUUUUCAAACGGGAAACUGGAAAAGACAGGAAGAUCUCCAACACUUGGCUUAGCACCGGAUGGUUCACAAUGAGUAUUGCAUUAGAACUCUGUGACAGGAUAGACGUCUAUGGAAUGGUACCACCAGAUUUCUGCAGGGAUCCUAAGCAUCCUUCAGUACCUUAUCAUUAUUAUGAACCUUUGGGACCUGAUGAAUGUACGAUGUACCUUUCACAUGAACGGGGAAGAAAGGGCAGCCACCAUCGUUUUAUCACAGAGAAACGAGUAUUUGAGAACUGGGCCCGGACAUUCAAUAUUCAUUUUUUUCAGCCAGACUGGAAACCAGAAUCGCUUCCUCUGAAUCAUGCUAAGAUUAAACUGAUAUUCUGAGGAAUGAUUGCACAAGGCUGUAACCACAAUCACCUACUGUAGCAGGCUUCAGAGGAUUGAACCCCAUAUCGCAGCACGCCAACCUAAAGAAGAGAGGUUAACAGGGUUUGGAGAUGAAAAUUGCUACAAUAUUCAGGAAGUUAUUGCAAAGAAAUACCUUAAAAGGGCACCUGGUAUCCAAUUGUAUCUAAAGCAAAUAUUUUAACUUCUGUCUAUUGUACACAUAUAUAUGUAUGUGAUUUUGUUAAGAAGAUGAAAACAAUGAAGAAACCUAUGGUAUUAUGAGCAUAGUUCCAAGAGAUUUUAAUUCAUCGUGUUUUUAAGGCACGUUGCCACUGGGUUUUCAUAGUGACAUUUAACAGUUCCUUACUUAGUGAAGGUUUUUAAUGCAAUCCAGUAUUUUUCUAUUUCACAAUGAUAUGGUUAUUUAUCUUUCAUAAUCCCUCCAAAACUGAGGAUUUAUAUUGCUGCUGGUUUAAGGCUCAGCUUCUUAUUUAUACAUUUUUCUCUUUGAAAUAUAGGAUGAUUCUAUCUAGCAUGUAAUUAAUAUUUGAUCUGGAAGUGAUGUAUUUUAUUUUUUUACUUUUUAUUGUUGGGCUCUGUUCCAGCAUCAAGCCAUUUGACAGCAAGCACAUCCUUACGUGAUGCUGUAGCAGAGAAUGAUGACCACAACUGUAGUCUGUGGCAUCAGGUAACAGAAAUAUGGAGAAGUUUCCGUAUCCCAAUGGUUUUUAGUCUUUUGGUAUUCAGAGUAACUGAUAAGGGCUGCGCAUUCUGGCCUUGAGCUGGCCAGGCAGCCCUUGGUUCACCUCAUCAAAAUGUGCCCUAGGCAAGUCAGACUUUCUGUGAGUUGCAAGGUUGUUUUUGAUGUGUUGCUUUGCACAUGCUGUCUGCACAGUUGUUGGUUCACCAGUUUUAGAUUUCAAAAGAUUAGGCUGCAAUCCUAUACAUACUUAUAUGGCAAUUUCCCAAAAUGUUAGUUUGUUGCGGCAAAAAGAAUCGAGUCCUGUGGCACCUUAAGAGACUAACAAAUUUAUUGAAGCAUUACAUGAUAGUACAUGCCAUUGAACUAAGUGGCAGUUUACCCCAUGUAGAAAUGCAUGGGACUGCACAGUUUAAAGGUGAAUAUAUGAGGAUGAGGCACAUGGAUCUGCCUUGGGAAGAUGGGGUUCAGUUCAUCUUUAUUACAGUCAUAGACCAGCACAAUGGAGAUGGAGUCAAAUAGCAAUGAAACUAAGGAAGUCUUGACUGCUGCCGUUUCUGGGGAUGGCAGAGUCCAGUCGCAUGUAAAUACAGGGUUUAUGUAUAAUUAAGUCACAGUUGAAAACAAGCAGGCAAAUGCAAAAGCAGUUUCUGUCCCACAGAUCAACAAUGUGUGUGUUGUGAAUUGUAGGAAGAAGACUAAAAGGCCAAGACUGAGUGUUCUGUUCUCAAAUCCAACAAAUCAUAUGGCUCUAACGUUGGUUCUGACCAUAAAAUGUGCCAGUUUCUUUGAGAUGCACUGAGGAUAUCUAGUUCUUGCCAAGUUGACUGAAUGGCACUAAUAGUUCUGUAUAUGGGUAGUUGCACAUUAUGUUUUUUGUGGGAUUAUACCUGGCUUGUGAAUAAAGAGGAUUUCAUUUGCA
Messenger RNA from Sceloporus undulatus (fence lizard), 2928 nucleotides. RefSeq names its product ST6 N-acetylgalactosaminide alpha-2,6-sialyltransferase 5 (gene ST6GALNAC5). Gene Ontology annotation, molecular function: alpha-N-acetylgalactosaminide alpha-2,6-sialyltransferase activity. NCBI's taxonomy places the organism in Eukaryota, Metazoa, Chordata, Lepidosauria, Squamata, Phrynosomatidae. Gene Ontology annotation, biological process: oligosaccharide metabolic process; ganglioside biosynthetic process. The record is from RefSeq and is a predicted model, not a curated record. The coding region runs from base 269 to 1303 and encodes 344 amino acids. The transcript is spliced from 5 exons.